Prunus armeniaca (apricot) is the source of this 4305-nucleotide messenger RNA. The record is from the annotation of a GenBank genome assembly. NCBI's taxonomy places the organism in Eukaryota, Viridiplantae, Streptophyta, Magnoliopsida, Rosales, Rosaceae.
AUGGAAGAAAUUUGCAUUUCAAUUGCAUCUAAAAUUGUAGAAGAACCAGUGGCACUAAUUGGGAGACAACUCAGCUAUAUAAUAUACUACGAUUCUAACAUAGAAAGUCUGAAGGAUGCACUUAAAAAGCUUGAUGACAAGAAAAAUGAUGUGCAAAGAUCUGUGGAUGCUGCAAAAAGGAAUGGUGCAACCAUUAAAGAUCAAGUUCAGAGUUGGCUGGAUGAUGUAAGCAAAAUAUUUCGUGAAGCGGAAGAACUUCAAACCAAACUCAACAUGCAAAGGCGGUGCCCAAGUUUGAAAUCGCGGUAUUCUCUAAGUAGGAAAGCCAAGAAGAUUGCUAAAUGUGCCCUUGAUCUCAAACUAGACGAAGGACUAAGUAAUAAUGUUGCCAAUCCUGUACCUCUGAAACAACUGGGGUCAAUAAUCUCUAGUGAAGGUUUUAAGGGUUUUGAAUCCAGAGAAGAUGUCAUGAAUGAUGCGCUUAGUGCUUUGAGGAAUGAAAAGACAAGAAUAAUUGGGAUUUGCGGGAUGGGAGGUGUGGGUAAAACCACAAUGGUGAGAGAAAUCAGAGAAAUCAUCAAGAGAUUACAAGGAACAAAUAAGCUGUUUGAUGAUGUUGUGAUGUCAACUGUAUCCGCAACUGUAAACAUUAGGACAAUUCAAACUGAAAUUGCAGAGUCACUAGAUAUGAAAUUGGUAGAGGAAAGUGAAUCUAUAAGAGCACAAAGGCUACAUGAGAGAAUCAAGCAGAGUAAAAGAAUCCUGAUUAUAUUGGAUGAUGUAUGGUCAGCGGUUAAAUUACAGGAUGUAGGAAUCCCUUUUGGUGAUCAUGAAGGGUGCAAAAUUUUGUUGACAUCUCGAAAUGAAGAAGUUUGUAAAACAAUGGGGUGCAAAGACAACAUUUUUAGAGUCCAAGCCUUAAAUGAAAAAGAAGCAUGGGAGCUUUUCAAGGCGACUGUAGGUGAAUCCUUGGACAAUAAUAAUCCUCAUUUGCUUCAUGUUGCAAAAAUGAUUGCAGAUGAAUGCAAAGGUUUACCCAUUGCCAUCAUAACCAUCGGGAAAACACUAGUCUCAAUUGACAAGAAUGAAUGGGAUACUAUCCGUGACCAACUGAAAAAUUCUCUCCCAGAAAUCAUCCCUGGAAUGGAACACAGUGUUUAUUCUUGCAUAAAACUAAGUUACGAUAAAUUGGACAGUGAUGAAGUCAAGUCAUGCUUUUUACUUUGUUGCUUAUUUCCAGAAGAUUAUGAUGUUCCGAUUGAGUAUAUGGUAAGGUAUGGGUUGGGUCGAGCAAUUUUUGAAAACGUCAAUACGAUUGAAAAAGCAAGAAAGAGAGUGCAUUCUUUCGUUGGACAACUAAAAAGAAGGUAUUUGUUGUUGGAUAGUCAUAAGGAAGAGUGUAUCAAAAUGCAUGACAUAGUUCGUGAUGUUGCUAUAUCAAUUGCCUCAAAAGAUCCUCACAGAUUUAUGGUAAGAUCAUUUGAUGCUGAAGGUGGAGGCGGAGGACGGCCAGGGGUACAAAAAGUUACAAACCAAGAACAUUGCAGUGCAAUUUCAUUAAUUGAUGUUAAAUUGGAUGAAAAUAUUACUGAUGGUUUGGAGUGCCCCAAACUUGAGCUUCUGCAACUGAAAAAUUCCUCAAGUAGUUCAGAAUAUUCCAACCACUUUAAAAGAAUGAAAGAACUCAAGGUUUUAUCUUUCUUAGAGGUGAAUAUGUCAAGCUAUUUGGCCUCGGAAAAAUCUCUACUGCUUGGAGAACCCAAGUACCUUCAUACCUUGUGUCUAGAGGAUUGCAAUUUGGGAGACAUAUCCCAUGUUAUUGGAGGAUUGGAGAAUUUGGAGAUCCUCAGCUUUGCUCGCUCUCAAAUCAAUAAGUUGCCUAGAGAAAUAGGACAUCUUCAUAAGUUAAGGAUGCUGGAUGCAACAGAUUGUGAUGGACUUGAAGAAAUUCCUCACGGUGUCUUAUCCAACUUGAGGAGAUUAGAAGAGUUGUACAUGGCAGAAAGCUUUCUCAAUUGGGGGCCAGCAACAGGAAGCAAGGAUGAAACGAGCAUGGCAAGCCUUGAUGAGGUGUUGUCUCUAUCUGAUCAUUUAAAUAUCUUAGCCAUAAAAAUCCAUGAUGUUCAUAUGUUGCGGAAUGAUGAGUUUCUUUUAAAAAGCCAGCCUAUAAGAUUUCAUGUAUCUAUCAAUACUAGUUGGUCUUACAAAAAAGAGAGUUUCAAGAAUCGAAUGCCUGGUUAUCUGUUCAAAAAUAGUUUGAUGCUUCGUGGUGAUGUAAGGGAAUAUUUGGAGAUUGGAGCAGUUAGAUACUUCUUGAAGCAAUCUGAAGACUUAGUCCUAUUUUACACAUACAAUUUAAAGUAUGUCAUCGAGGAGUUAGAUGGUCAAGGAGGCUUUCAACACUUGAAAGUUUUAUCAAUCAUGUGUGACGACAACAUAGAGUAUGUUAUGAAUGGAAUGAAUUGGACUCCUGGUGGUCAACCUGCCUUCCCCAUCUUAGAGUCAGCUACCUUCAAGAAUGUUCACAAAUUAAAAUUUGUGUGUUGUGGCAAACUGCUAGACAAGCGCUCCUUUAUGAACCUAAGAUCCAUAGCAAUUAACAAUUGUGAUGAGUUAAAAUAUGUAUUUUCAGUAUCCAUAGCACAAAACUUGGUACAACUCCAAAGCUUAAAUGUUGAAUAUUGUGCUAAAGUGGAAGAUAUCAUAUCAAAGGAGAGAAUGGAAGAUGAUAAUGCAUCUCACAGGAUAAGUUUCCCAAGAUUAACUUUUUUGAAGCUUCAUUUUCUACUAAAGCUCCAUGGUUUCUACACGGGAAACCAACGGGACUCCACCUAUGAGAUUCUAAAGCCCAACGAAGAAAGUGUGAACAAGGUGAAAGAGACUAGAAAUGACAAUCAAGUUGCUGGGUCAACCUCAUCUAAAUCAAAAGUGGCACAAGUGGGAGCAAGUUGUAAGGCACUAUUUCCUUCAAAUUGCAUUUCAUGGUUAACAAAUCUAGAGGAACUUGUUUUGGGGUAUUUGACAAGCAAGCAAGAAUCAGAAGAAAACAGUGAAUCAAAGGACUCUUUGACAAGCGAGAACGGGUCAGAAGAACUAGUAGUCAAUGUGGUAUUUGAUUUAGAAGGGCAUGAUUCAGCAUUUUCUCAAUUACAAACAUUGAAUGCGGAUGGUUUAAAUGAGGUUGAGCAUUUGUGGAAGAACGUUCAACCUGGAUUCCAAGGUUUUCAAAAUGUAAGAUCUUUAGAUAUUCAAGAAUGUGAGAGUCUGAAAUAUCUAUGCCCCUAUGAAAUUUACAAGCUCCUUGUGAAUCUCCAAGUCGUGGAAAUAAUGUAUUGUCAAAAUAUGGAAACUAUAGUACAGGCAGCUGCUUCCACAGAGGACAAUAUCCAUGAAGAAGGGAAAGAGACAGGUGGCAGUGGCGCGAUGACUUUGUUUCCCAAACUACUGAUCAAUAGCUUCACACUAUACAACUUGCCAAACCUCGAGAGAUUUUGCCCUGAUGCCUAUUCCUUUGCAUGGUCCUCCUCAGUGAGAAAUAUGAAUGUGAUACGUUGUCGCAAAUUAAAGACAUUGGGUUUUGCACCACUAAGCAAAAAGCGGCCUGCAAUUGCAGAGAAUUCGAGUGAUGAUCAUGUAAGAGGUAGAGAAGAAUCAGGUGGUGCAUCAUCAUCAACUGGAUCUGGAUGUUCGCCACUAGUAUGCUUUCAAAGUCGUCCAUCUACUCGCAACUUUACUCAAAUAUUGCCUCAGGUUGUAAAUAGAGAGGUUACGCCGACAAAUCUUCAGACUUCAAGUGCUAGCGACAAUCUAGAAGAUCUCUCAGUAUAUGAGUGCGAUUUAUUGGAAGUGAUAUUUUUGGUUCAGGAAACCCCUUCUACUCAAGCAUUUGAUAAGCUGAGGGAGUUGAAGUUAUGUGAUUUACCAAUGCUGAGCCACAUAUGGGAAAAGGGUUUACAAGUUAGCUCAGGCUUUGGAAACCUCAGAUUCCUGCGAGUAUGGGGGUGUCACAAAUUGAGAUACUUGUUUUCACCGCACAUAGCCAAACUUCUUAUCUGCCUGGAGACAAUAGAUGUUUUCAAUUGUAGUGCGAUGGAGAAAAUUGUUGGAGAGGCAGAAGGAGGAGGAGAAAGUAUUGAGGAUGAAUUGACAUUUCCUCAAUUGAAUUAUAUCACACUUUCGUAUUUACCCGAACUUGAAUCUUUCUGCUCUGAAGCUUAUACUUUGAAGUUUCCAGCCUUGGAGAAAGUUAGAGUUUAUGAGUGUCCAAAAUUAAAAGCGUUUGCUCCUGAGUCUCUAUAUGUAUAA